CUGCAACAAUAAUAGGAGAAGCAGAUUCUUGCGCUACGAAGGCGCUUCCCCAAAUUUCAGGAGCUUUGAAGUUUGCAGUCCCAUUCUCAAAUGAAAUGGUGUGGCAUUGGACGGUAGAAAGGUAGCAUGCAAGACUUUGUCGGGAGGGCGUUUCUGGCAGGCAAUUCCAGUCGUGUUUCGUGCUCAAUUUGAAGCAUUUGAAGCGGACUACAAGACAUCCGAGGCAGCAAAAUGGAGGAUCACAGUGCCCUGGUCUCAAAAUUGGGGGCCAUUGACCUCGCAGGGCCGCAUCCAGGAGAGCGCAGCACCGACAAAGCGCCGGGUACGCCGCCCACUGCUCUCCGGGGCGUAAAUGGAGCACGGCCUUUAGGUGUGAAUGAGGCGCACAAGAGCUCCACGCCAAAGAGAGGACUGAGGGCUCCCCGGGGAGGCCUCAAUCUGCAAGUGCCAGCGAGGGGGGAUACACUAGGUUCUGGCUUGUAUGGGGGUGGUGAGCAGGGUUGCGGAGAGGGGGGGAACAUCAGUGAAGAAAGGGCAAUGUUCUCUGGCAAUGGCCUCGAACACCCCACUGAGACGGUGGGGACUCUCAAGCGUGCACCUAUCGGCAACCUCCAACUGCCUGCAACUGGAACUUCAGCUGCAGGGGGGAGCGCUGCCCUCAGUCAGCGGCCCCCUGUGACGAAUGGCCGGGCCGGGACGUCCCUGUCUGCAAGAAAGAAACCCCCUGGGAAACUGAAUAUCACAGGGGGGCUUGGCAACCUCAACGGUGACAUGCAGCAGCCACAGCAAAAGAAGGAGUUUUCCCUGAGCGAAAGUGGAACUUUCAAGGAAGGUGAUCUGACAAUCAGCAAGACGGGGCUCACAAUUCAGAGGGACAGCGGCCCUCUCGGUGCGGCCGGGCGGCCAGGUGGUGCUUUCGCUGCUCCUGAGAGGCCUUACUCAUUGCCCCCACCUCCGGAAGACGCGGAAGCUCCGAUGGUGUCAAACAGGCCAAGCCCUGAAGAGCACGAGAGCAUCACGCUGGCGGACUUAGAGGUGAUCAAGGUAGUCGGGGUGGGGAGCAGCGGCAAGGUUGAAAAGUCUCGACACCGCCGCACUAACAAGAUUUUUGCGUUGAAGUCGGUCCAACUGAACAUGAAGGAGGAGGUGCGCAAGCAGAUUGUGAACGAGCUCAAGAUUCUUCACCGCUCAUCGUGCCCCAGCAUCGUCAAGUGCUACGGCGCAUUCCACAGCGACGGGGUCAUCAAGAUCGUUCUUGAGUACAUGGACGGGGGAUCCCUCUCGGAUGUGCUCCGGGCGGUGAACAAGAUCCCGGAGCCCUUCCUGGGGGCCAUCAGCAAACAAAUCCUGUUGGGGCUGCAGUAUCUACACAAGCUGCGGAUAAAGCACCGGGACAUCAAGCCCGCGAAUCUGCUGCUUAACCGGCGGGGCGACGUCAAGAUUGCCGACUUCGGUGUGAGCAGCCAGGCGGGGUCGUCCAUGUCGAAAUGCGGGUCGUGGGUUGGGACGGUGACCUACAUGUCGCCGGAGCGGAUUGAGGGGGGCCAGUACGGAGUCGACUCCGACAUCUGGAGCAUGGGGCUCAGCAUCGUGGAGUGCGCGCUCGGCAGCUUCCCGUACUCGCAGGCGCCCAACCUGGGCUUCUGGGACCUGCUCACGUUCAUUGUACAUAACCCCGCCCCGGUGCUGCCGCCCGACCAGUUCUCGCCCGAGUUUUGCGACUUCGUCGCGGCGUGCCUGAAGAAGCGGCCGCAGGACCGCCCGAGCGCCACGCAGCUGCUGGAGCACCCUUUCAUCAAGAUGUACGAAGGGCGGCAUGUUGAUCUAGCUCAAUUGUGCAAAUAGUGGUUAGUCUCUGAGUUGUGUCCAUUCACGUCAUGCGAAGCUGUGCGCUCAUUGUCCUGUCAACUACGGUGACAAUUUAAUUUGCCGUUGCCAUGUAAAAAGGUUCUGUUGGUACGUCGUGUUUGGUCUCGAUCAGUCCGUGAUGUUGUGGGCUGAUGUACGUGGCCUAUGCCCUGUUGCAGCCCGUUCGUCGAUUUCUUAGUGGAUCUUAGCGAGCAAGGUACAAGUCAAGGCGGGUCGCGUUGAGCUAGGUCGACAUGCGUGGUGCACAAUGAAAACUUAACUUAAGAUUCUCAGAGGGAAUUAGGCUGGUCUGAUCUGCCUGGCCCA
This is a messenger RNA of Klebsormidium nitens, 2175 nucleotides long. The record is from the annotation of a GenBank genome assembly. NCBI's taxonomy places the organism in Eukaryota, Viridiplantae, Streptophyta, Klebsormidiophyceae, Klebsormidiales, Klebsormidiaceae.